Messenger RNA from Prorocentrum cordatum, 3086 nucleotides. The record is from the annotation of a GenBank genome assembly. Lineage: Eukaryota; Dinophyceae; Prorocentrales; Prorocentraceae.
GCGGCCGCGGCCCGGGCCUCCCGGAGCCGAGGCGGCGCGGCCAUGGCGCUCGCCAACUCCGACGCGGAGUCCUCCCAGGGCGCCAGGCCUCGCUUCCAGCGGCUGGGGCGCGGCGGGGGGCGCCGCCACCAGCGCCAGCGCUUCAGCUUCGAGGCCGCGCUGCAGGGGGCGCUGGACGGAGGCCUCAGCAGCGGGGACGAGCCUCCCGUGCCGAGGGCGCGCCCGCGGACGGCCUCGGAGGCCUCCGGCGCGGAGGCUGCUGCCGCGGGCGGGGGUGCGGACUUCGUUGUGCACGCCAGGCCGUCGAAGCCCAGGGCGGAGAAGCGGCCGAAGAGGGGCAAGGCGGACGGCGUGGACCAGGGCCGCUCCCGGAAGCGCAGGGCGGAAGAGGAGGCGCCGGCCGCCGCAGAGCUCUCCUGCCGGGGGGGGGGCGCCCGCGAGGGCCUGCGGGAGGAGAGCUUCGGGGCCCAGCUGCAGCGGGCCGUCGGCACGGGCGCGGCGGGCGGCGCGGGCAGCGCCGCGGGAGGGGAGCCGCCAGGCGCAGGGCGAGGCCGGCGCGCACCCGCGUCUUGGACGGCGGCACGCCGGAGAAGGAGCCCGAGAAGCGGACGGGCGACGCCGUGCGGUUCCACCUCCGUGGGGCGGCCGGAGGCAAGGGCGGCGGCAGGGCAAGGGGCGGAGCGGACGACGAGUCGGGCUCGGAGGCGGAGCCAGACGAGGAGGAGGUGCGGGCGUGGAGGGAGAGAUUGGCUAAGAGAGCCGACCCUGAAGCCGGUGGCAUCAGGACGGCCUUCUCGAUCAAGGUGUGCGACCCCCGCGCGAUCCGCAAGCUCGACGUGGAGUGCUUCCUGGGCGACCGCGGCGUGCAUGAGGGCGGCAAGCUUCUCUGCGACGACGAGGGCAAGGUCAACCUGCACUUCCUCCUUGGCACAUACUCCGAGGUCCUGCGGGCUCGCAAGCGGCGCCUCAAGGGCGAGUCUAUCGCGGAUGCCGGUGUCGGCGCAGACGCCCGAAAACACUUGAGGUGGCUUGUGAGGGUGGCGCGAGAGGAGCGUCUCAUCAACGACCUCGAACUGAAGAGAGGCCGCAUUGCGCUCCGGAGGCUGGAGAGGGUACAGAAAAGCGGCCACUAUUCCCUCGAGCUGGAAGCGAACCUGGCCGACGACUCUGGAGCCGAGCAGAACGCGGACGCAGCCGUACAGGAUGGGCCGAGCUUCCUGGAUGUCAAAUUCCCGGAGCGCCAGGGCGCCUCCAUGCGGAACACAAGUAGCCUCAGGCGGGAUCUCGGGUCCCAAAUCGCGGUGCGCCAGGCUGAGAUCCAUACAAAGGCUAGCCACGACAUGGACCUAGACAAGGCUCGCAGCUUUCUGACUGCACCCAAGCUCUCGUUCGACUGGGAGGAUACGGCGUUCGAUGAUCAGGACGACGGUGGGCUGGACGUCGUCGCAGACCAGACGGCCACCAAGGGCGACUCGAAGCGCGACCUCUUCAGGGACGUCAUGCGUCGCUCCGUGUCCUUCCACCAGGCCAAGAACCUGUCGACGGGCCUGCCCAUGCGGUCGUCCAGCUCACAGAACCUGAACGUCGCUGCCGAGGCUGCUGCCCGCGCAUCAGGAUCAGAGUGCCUGCAGCCGAAGGCGCCGGCGCCACCAGUGCCGCCAGUCCAGGCUGACGAGCCUUCGGAGGAGCCUGCGGCAAGCACCCGGGCAGCCGCGCCUGCCGUUCAGGCGCGGGUGGAGGGCACGCCCACUGGAACGCUGGCCGCGGGAGCGCCUGAGGCUGCAGACGCCGUGCAGGCGUGUGAGGAAGCAUUACCCGACGCUGUGCAAGCCGCACUGUCGCCCAGGGAGGCCGCGCCCAGCGUCAGGGAAGCGGCACGGGCCGCGUUGGCCGCGCCAGCCCCCCAGGAGGUCGCACGCAGCGCUGCGCCGUCUGCUCGUGCGCCCGACGCGGCCGCGCCCAGCGCCAGGGAGGCCGCGCCUCCGCGAGAGGAGUUGCCAGAGCUGGGGGCAGGCGGUCCCGGCGUGACGCUGGGACCUGAGCCGCCCAAGGUGGAGGUCCAGCUCCAUGAUCUGCUCGGAGGCAGCCACCCCGACGGCGAAGGGCCGCACGCCAGCCUGGGCUUCGCCGCCUGCCCCGACGGGGCCGAGACCCAGCCGCCGGCCGACGAGGUGAGCCCAACCGCCAUGUGGGGGGCUGCGGCCAUACGAGAGCACUCUCGCAGUCAGUGGGCAGAGAUCAAUCCUACUGUGCCGUUCGCGGCGCAUGCUCUGCCUGCCGUCGCCAGGAUGGACUGCGAGAUCAGCCCCACGGCGCCGCUCUCGCCCGUGGAUGCCGCCGCCCUGUCCCUGCCGCCCCUCGAGAUCUCCCCGACCGCGCCCUUCGUGCCCCAGGAGGUCCCCGCCGCGGAGUGCGGCGACCGCCUUCGGAUCAGCCCGACCGUGCCCUUCGUGCCCCGGGGCGCCGCCGACCCGCUCGAGCCCUCCCCGACCGCGCCGCCCUCCGUGCCGCGGGGUGCCCCUCCGGCUGCCGCCCCUGCGGAGCCGCCUGCGCCGGAGGCCCGGCUGCCGUGGCUCGGCGGCGGCGCGCCCGGCCGGGAGGGCUCCUCUGCGGAGCGCUGGGCUGCAGGGGCCCGGCCGAGCAGGGCCCAGCGCGGCCUGCAGCGCGGGGCCGCGGCCGAGUCGGAGGGCAGCGUGGACCCUGGCGCCGCGGGCGCUCUCGCCGGCGGCGGCCUCGAGGGCGGGCUCGGGGGGGCUCCGGAGUCGGAGCUCGACAGGCGGCGCCGCCAGCAGGAGCGCGAGUGGCUGCUCCACCGGCGGAAGAGGCAGCGGGAGGAGGGGCGCCUCGCGAAGCGCAGGCGGGCGGAGGCGGGCGCGAGGCGUCGCGCCGAGCAGCAGGGCCUCGGCGCAGCGCUGAGCCCCGAGGAGCGCGAGGCGUUCCUGGCGCUGCAGGCUGGCGCGCCCUCUCGGUGGCCCCUCGAAGACGACGGCGACGCUGCGGGCGCCGGGCUGCUCGGAGGGGCGCGGCCCAGGCGGCGCCCGCGGGGCUGCUUCCUCACCGGCGCCACGCCGCUGCCCGCCUGCUAG